AUGGACGUGGACGUGGAAGACGUGGACGUGGACGUGGACGUGGACGUGGACGUGGACGUGGUCGUGGACGUGGACGUUGACGUGGACGUGGACGUGGUCGUGGACGUGGAGGACUUGGACGUGGACCUAGACGUGGACGUGGACUUGGACGUGGACAUAGACGUGGACGUGGACGUGGACGUGGACAUGGAUAUGGUCGUGGACGUGGACGUGGACGUGGUCGUGGACGUGGACGUGGACGUGGAGGACAUGGACGUGGAGGACGUGGACGUGGACGUGGAGGACGUGGACGUAGACGUGGACGUGGAGGACGUGGACGUGGACGUGGACGAGGACGUGGACGUGGACGUUGACGUGGAUGUGGACGAGGACGUGGACGUGGACGUGGACGUGGACGUGGAGGACUUGGACGUGGACGUGGACGUGGACGUGGAUGUGGACGUGGAGGUGGACGUGGACGUGGACGUGGACGUGGAGGACGUGGACGUGGACGUGGAGGACGUGGACGUGGAGGACGUGGACGUGGACGUGGAGGACGUGGACGUGGACGUGGAGGACGUGGACGUGGACGUGGAGGACGUGGACGUGGACGUGGACGUGGACGUUGACGUGGACGUGGACGUGGAUGUGGUCGUGGACGUGGAGGACUUGGACUUGGACGUGGACGUGGACAUGGACGUGGACGUGGUCGUGGACGUGGUCGUGGACGUGGUCGUGGACGUGGUCGUGGACGUGGACGUGGACGUGGACGUGGACGUGGACGUGGAGGACGUGGUUGUGGACGUGGACGUGGACGUGGUCGACUUGGACGUGGACCUAGACGUGGACGUGGACUUGGACGUGGACAUAGACGUGGACGUGGACGUGGACGUGGACAUGGAUAUGGUCGUGGACGUGGACGUGGACGUGGUCGUGGACGUGGACGUGGACGUGGAGGACAUGGACGUGGAGGACGUGGACGUGGACGUGGAGGACGUGGACGUAGACGUGGACGUGGAGGACGUGGACGUGGACGUGGACGAGGACGUGGACGUGGACGUUGACGUGGAUGUGGACGAGGACGUGGACGUGGACGUGGACGUGGACGUGGAGGACUUGGACGUGGACGUGGACGUGGACGUGGAUGUGGACGUGGAGGUGGACGUGGACGUGGACGUGGACGUGGAGGACGUGGACGUGGACGUGGAGGACGUGGACGUGGAGGACGUGGACGUGGACGUGGAGGACGUGGACGUGGACGUGGAGGACGUGGACGUGGACGUGGAGGACGUGGACGUGGACGUGGACGUGGACGUUGACGUGGACGUGGACGUGGAUGUGGUCGUGGACGUGGAGGACUUGGACUUGGACGUGGACGUGGACAUGGACGUGGACGUGGUCGUGGACGUGGUCGUGGACGUGGUCGUGGACGUGGUCGUGGACGUGGACGUGGACGUGGACGUGGACGUGGACGUGGAGGACGUGGUUGUGGACGUGGACGUGGACGUGGUCGACUUGGACUUGGACUUGGUCGUGGACGUGGACGUGGACGUGGACGUGGACGUGGACAUGGACGUGGUCGUGGACGUGGACGUGGACGUGGACGUGGACCUGGACGUGGACGUGGACGUGGACGGACGUGGACUGGACGUGGACGACUUGGACGUGGACGUGGACGUGGACGUGGACGUGGACGUGGUCGUGGACGUGGACGUGGACAUGGACGUGGUCGUGGACGUGGACGUGGACAUGGUCGUGGACGUGGUCGUGGACGUGGACGUGGACGUGGUCGUGGACGUGGACGUGGACGUGGUCGUGGACGUGGUCGUGGACGUGGACGUGGACGUGGUCGUGGACGUGGACGAGGACGUGGACGUGGACUUGGACGUGGACGUGGACGUGGACGUGGUCGUGGACGUGGACGUGGACGUGGACGUGGAGGACAUGGAGGUGGAGGACGUGGACGUGGACGUGGACGUGGACGUGGCCGUGGACGUGGACGUUGACGUGGACGUGGACGAGGACGUGGACGUGGACGUGGACGUGGACGACUUGGACGUGGACGUGGACGUGGACGUGGACCUGGUCGUGGACGUGGACGUGGACGUGGACGUGGAAUUGGACGUGGACGUGGACGUGGACGUGGACGUGGAGGUGGACGUGGACGUGGACGUGGACGUGGAGGACCUGGACGUGGACGUGGAGGACCUGGACGUGGAGGACGUGGACGUGGAGGACGUGGACGUGGACGUGGAGGACGUGGACGACCUGGACGUGGAGGACGUGGACGUGGACGUGGAGGACGUGGACGUUGACGUGGUCGUGGACGUGGACGUGGACGUGGAGGACUUGGACGUGGACGUGGACGUGGACGUGGACGUGGUCGUGGACGUGGUCGUGGACGUGGUCGUGGACGUGGUCGUGGACGUGGUCGUGGACGUGGACGUGGACGUGGACGUGGAUGUGGACGUGGUCGACGUGGACGUGGACGUGGACGUGGAGGACGUGGUCGUGGACGUGGACGUGGACGUGGACGUGGAGGACGUGUACGUGGAGGACGUGGACGUGGAUGAAGUGGACGUGGACGUGGACGACGUGGACGUGGACGUGGACGUGGACGUGGACGUGGACGUGGUCGUGGACGUGGACGUGGUCGUGGACGUGGACGUGGACGUGGACGUGGUCGUGGACGUGGACGUCGAUGUGGUCGUGGACGUGGACGUGGAGGUGGUCGUGGACGUGGACGUGGAGGACGUGGACGUGGACGUGGACGUGGAGGACGUGGACGUGGACUUGGACGUGGAGGACGUGGACGACGUGGUCGUGGACGUGGACGUGGACGUGGAGGACGUGGACGUGGACGACGUGGACGUGGACGACGUGGACGUGGACGUGGAGGACGUGGACGUGGACGACGUGGACGUGGACGUGGACGACGUGGACGAGGACGUGGACGUGGUCGUGGACGUGGACGUGGACGUGGAGGACGUGGACGUGGACGACGUGGACGUGGACGACGUGGACGUGGACGUGGAGGACGUGGACGUGGACGACGUGGACGUGGACGUGGACGACGUGGACGAGGACGUGGACGUGGUCGUGGACGUGGACGUGGACAUGGACGUGGACGUGGACGUGGUCGUGGACGUGGAGGACAUGGACGUGGACCUGGUCGUGGACGUGGACGUGGACGUGGACGUGGUCGUGAACAUGGUCGUGGACGUGGACGUGGACGUGGACGUGGACCUGGACGUGGACGUGGACGUGGACGACGUGGACGUGGACGUGGUCGUGGAGGACGUGGACGUGGACGUGGACGUGGAGGACGUGGAGGUGGACGUGGACGGGGACGUGGACCUGGACGUGGACGUGGUCGUGGACGUGGACGUGGUCGUGGACGUGGACGUGGACGUGGACGUGGACGUGGACGAGGACGUGGACUUGGACGUGGACGAGGACGUGGACGUGGACUUGGACGUGGACGAGGACGUGGACGUGGACUUGGACGUGGACGUGGACGUGGACGUGGACGUGGACGUGGUCGUGGACGUGGUCGUGGACAUGGUCGUGGACGUGGUCGUGGACGUGGACGUGGACGUGGUCGUGGACGUGGACGUGGAGGACGUGGACGUGGACUUGGACGUGGACGUGGACGACGUGGUCGUGGACGUGGACGUGGACGUGGAGGACGUGGUCGUGGACGACGUGGACGUGGACGUGGACGUGGAGGACGUGGACGUGGACGACGUGGACGUGGACGUGGACGACGUGGACGAGGACGUGGACGUGGUCGUGGACGUGGACGUGGACCUGGACGUGGACGUGGACGUGGACGUGGACGUGGACGUGGAGGACGUGGUCGUGGACGUGGUCGUGGACGUGGACGUGGACGUGGUCGUGGUCGACGUGGACGUGGACGUGGUCGUGGAGGACGUGGACGUGGACGUGGACGUGGAGGACGUGGAGGUGGACGUGGACGUGGACGUGGUCGUGGAGGACGUGGACGUGGACGUGGUCGUGGAGGACGUGGACGUGGACGUGGACGUGGAGGACGUGGAGGUGGACGUGGACGUGGACGUGGACGUGGACCUAGACGUGGACGUGGACAUGGACGUGGACAUGGACGUGGUCGUGGACGUGGACGUGGACAUGGUCGUGGACGUGGACGUGGACGUGGACGUGGACGUGGACGAGGACGUGGACUUGGACGUGGACGAGGACGUGGACGUGGACUUGGACGUGGACGAGGACGUGGACGUGGUCGUGGACGUGGACGUGGACAUGGACGUGGACGUGGACGUGGACGUGGUCGUGGACGUGGAGGACAUGGACGUGGACCUGGUCGUGGACGUGGACGUGGACGUGGACGUGGUCGUGAACAUGGACGUGGACGUGGACGUGGUCGUGGAGGACGUGGACGUGGACGUGGACGUGGAGGACGUGGAGGUGGACGUGGACGGGGACGUGGACCUGGACGUGGACGUGGUCGUGGACGUGGACGUGGUCGUGGACGUGGACGUGGACGUGGACGUGGACGAGGACGUGGACUUGGACGUGGACGAGGACGUGGACGUGGACUUGGACGUGGACGAGGACGUGGACGUGGACUUGGACGUGGACGUGGACGUGGACGUGGACGUGGACGUGGACGUGGUCGUGGACGUGGUCGUGGACAUGGUCGUGGACGUGGUCGUGGACGUGGACGUGGACGUGGUCGUGGACGUGGACGUGGAGGACGUGGACGUGGACUUGGACGUGGACGUGGACGACGUGGUCGUGGACGUGGACGUGGACGUGGAGGACGUGGUCGUGGACGACGUGGACGUGGACGUGGACGUGGAGGACGUGGACGUGGACGACGUGGACGUGGACGUGGACGACGUGGACGAGGACGUGGACGUGGUCGUGGACGUGGACGUGGACCUGGACGUGGACGUGGACGUGGACGUGGACGUGGACGUGGAGGACGUGGUCGUGGACGUGGUCGUGGACGUGGACGUGGACGUGGUCGUGGUCGUGGACGUGGACGUGGACGUGGACGUGGACCUGGACGUGGACGUGGACCUGGACGACGUGGACGUGGACGUGGUCGUGGAGGACGUGGACGUGGACGUGGACGUGGAGGACGUGGAGGUGGACGUGGACGUGGACGUGGUCGUGGAGGACGUGGACGUGGACGUGGUCGUGGAGGACGUGGACGUGGACGUGGACGUGGAGGACGUGGAGGUGGACGUGGACGUGGACGUGGACGUGGACCUAGACGUGGACGUGGACAUGGACGUGGACAUGGACGUGGUCGUGGACGUGGACGUGGACAUGGUCGUGGACGUGGACGUGGACGUGGACGUGGACGUGGACGAGGACGUGGACUUGGACGUGGACGAGGACGUGGACGUGGACUUGGACGUGGACGAGGACGUGGACGUGGACUUGGACGUGGACGUGGACUUGGACGUGGACUUGGACGUGGACGUGGACGUGGACUUGGACUUGGACGUGGACGUGGACGUGGACUUGGACGUGGACGUGGACGUGGACGUGGACUUGGACCUGGACGUGGACGUGGACGUGGACUUGGACAUGGACGUGGACGUGGACAUGGACUGGCGUAGCAACCCUCUAUUGGUGUAA
Closterium sp. NIES-65 is the source of this 5610-nucleotide messenger RNA. NCBI's taxonomy places the organism in Eukaryota, Viridiplantae, Streptophyta, Zygnematophyceae, Desmidiales, Closteriaceae. The record is from the annotation of a GenBank genome assembly.